Molecule: messenger RNA, 6297 nt
Organism: Toxoplasma gondii ME49
Lineage: Eukaryota; Apicomplexa; Conoidasida; Eucoccidiorida; Sarcocystidae
Product: chloride transporter, chloride channel (ClC) family protein
Exons: 8
Coding region: 1-6297 (2098 amino acids)
Biological process (GO): chloride transport; transmembrane transport
Cellular component (GO): early endosome; Golgi apparatus; membrane
Molecular function (GO): voltage-gated chloride channel activity
Source: RefSeq, a predicted model, not a curated record
AUGCCAGCUUCACCGAGCGGCGGAGGGGAAGAGCCUCGUCCUGGCAGGAGAAGAAGGGAGUCACAGAGCCCGCGAGAGGUGUACAUACAGCAGACGGGGGCGGGGAAGAACAGCCAGCGAGAGGCUGGCGACUCCGUUUCCACGCAUGCGCCUUCUGCGACCGCGCCGCUGCCCUCCUUUCCUUCGCUAAACAGAGACGUCAACGAAGGCACAACAUCAAAACGUUUGACUCUCCCCCUUGCUCCCAAUCCGCUGAGUAAUCCAGAGAACUCUUCUUCCUGUUGCUUCUCUUCUUCUCCCCCCUCUUCGUUCCCGUUUUCUUCGUCUGCGUCUUUGGAGGAAUCUUCUCCGCUGUUUGAGAGUCUGGUGUGUUCUGCGGAGUCUCCACACGGGCGCGAGACUGCCUCUGUGCACAGCUUCUCAGAAGUCAGAGCCUCAGGGUUCGCGGUCGCGCUGCCGCUAGUUGGGCUCGUCUCCGGCUCUUCUCGCCAGGAGCGGCGGCCACAGGAGAUUCCGCUCAAGCCUCUAUCCUCCCAGAGAGAAGAAGAGCGAGAGUCCCUCUCCACAGACGGCCGACAGCCCUCCUUCGAGCGCAUCCUCCUCAAGGAUUCAGAAACUCAUCAUUUCUCGGAGGCGAGUUCGCGUUUUCUAGGGGACUCCGAAGCCUCUGCUGCCUCUUUUUUGCCGCUCUUCUCUCCCGCCCCGAGACGUGGAGCUCUGCCGCGCCCGCGCCGCCUGCAUGCGGCUGCUCCGGCGUCGCUGCUGCGUCUCGGCCGCCGCGUCGCGGGGUGUACGUACACCUGGUGUCUGGUGCCUGCGCUGCUGGUUUUCGCAGUUCUGCUCCGCGUGGCGGUUCUCCUCGCAGUGCAUGUUGCGGCUCUCCUGCGGCGGCUGCUCCUCACGGCCAAGCGGACUGUCUGUACACCGGGGAAGCGCCAGCUGUUCGAGGUUCUCGAGGUCUGGGUCCUCGCCGCCCUCGUAGGGCUCUUCACUGGAUUCUCUGCGUUCUACAUCCACCACGCGUCCACCUUCGUCAGCGACCUCCGCGUCGGCUUCUGUCGUUCGUUCUUCUGGCUCGACAGAGAGCAGUGCUGCGGAUCCGCCUUCACUGUAGACUUCGCUAACAAUGCAUGCAUCCCACCAGCGCCUCCCUCCCUUCAGUUCUCUCCUCUCCCGUCGUCUUCUCCUCUUUCUUCGCCUGCUUCGUCUCCAGAUGCUUCGUCGUCCACUGAAUCGGCUGAUGCAGUGGGCAGAGGGGGGAAAUCUGCGGAGGGUGGCGAGGCCGCGAAAGCGGCGCGUCUUCUCUUUCCGCCGACGUGGCUGUCCUGGUCUGCUCUUGUCCUCGGCCCGACGUCUGAACCCUUCGUCCACGCGGAUCUGAAGAUGCGUCCUUCCCUUUCUCCUCCCUCUUCUUCUUCUCCGUCUUCUUCUCCUUCUUCUUCUACUUCUCCCUCUCCUUCGUCUCCUCCCUCUUCCUCUCCUCCGUCUUCUUCUCCUCCGUCUUCUUCUACUUCUCCCUCUCCUUCGUCUCCUCCCUCUUCCUCUCCUCCGUCUCCUUCUCCUCCCCCUUCCUCUCCUCCGUCUUCUUCUCCUCCCUCUUCCUCUCCUCCCUCUCCUUCGUCUCCUCCCCCUUCUUCUCCUCCGUCGUCUUCUUCUCCCUCUUCUUCUUCCCCUCCUCCUUCUUCGUCUCCUCCGUCUUCUUCUCCUCCGUCGUCUUCUUCUCCCUCUUCUUCUUCCCCUCCUCCUUCUUCGUCUCCUCCCCCUCCUUCUCCUCCGUCUUCUUCUACUUCUCCCUCUCCUUCGUCUCCUCCCUCUUCCUCUCCUCCGUCUCCUUCUCCUCCCCCUUCCUCUCCUCCGUCUUCUUCUCCUCCCUCUUCCUCUCCUCCCUCUCCUCCCUCUCCUUCGUCUCCUCCCCCUUCUUCUCCUCCGUCGUCUUCUUCUCCCUCUUCUUCUUCCCCUCCUCCUUCUUCGUCUCCUCCCCCUCCUUCUCCUCCCUCUUCCUCUCCUCCGUCUUCUUCUUCUCCCUCCUCUUCUCCUUCCCCCUCUGCGGACUUGUCGGAGAGAGCGCAGGGACCGGCUGACGAGGCACCCGAGAAGAGAAACGAAUCGGCGGAGGUAGACAAAACAAGUCAUCCGAGGGAAAAUGCGAGCAACGGCAGCCCGGCAUCGGGGCGUCUUUCUGGCUCUGAAAAAGAAGCAACGCAGAACAGUUCAGACCUCGACAAAGCCAGCUCCCCUUCUCUUGCCGCCACGACGAAAGACAGGGAAAGGACCGCUCCAGUUGUUUCUUCGUCUCCUCCUCUCCCUGUCGCUUCUCUCUCUGUCCAGUCUCCGCGAAACUCUCAAGGCGAUCCUACUUCUUUCUCGACUUUUCCUCCGUCGUCCUCUUCGUCUCCUUCCUCUCCUCCUUCGGCUCUUCCUCCCUCGUCUUCUUCUACUGUGGCUUCUUCUCUUUCGUCCCCGCCUCCGGGGCCUGUGACGUCGGCUCUGGAAGAGAGCAAACGUAAUGAGACAACGGCGUCUGGAGAAAAGAAGCAACCGUAUUCAGGUGUCGUUACACUCGAACCCUUGCCUUCACAUCCGUCUUCUGUCUCCAACGUGAUUUCCCUCUCAUCUCUCUCUCCCGUUGUCUCUUCUCGUCGCCUUUCUGUCAACUUUCCUUCUCCCCACCAACCCAAACAACCUUCGUUUUCGCCGGUUCAUCCUUCUUCUCCUUACUCUUCCUCUCCCUCUGUACCUGUACCUCCGUCUUCUCCAUCCAUGCCUCUGCUUCCUUCUUCUCCUCCAUCUGUACCUGUGCCUCCGUCUUCUCCACCACCUUCUUCGUCUCUCUCUGCACCGGUACCUCCUUCUCCGUCCUCGUCUUCUUCUCACUCUUCUUCUCCCCCCUCCGUUCUUCCAUUACCACCGCAUGUUCCUUCUUCUCCUUCGCCUUCAUCCGCUUCCUCUCCUUCUAUGCCUCUGCCUACUUCGUCUUCGUCUCCUCCUUCAUCUCCUCCUUCCUCUCCCUCUGUACCUCUGUCUUCUUCGUCCCCAUCUGUGCCUCCAUCUCCUUCUUCUCCGGUGUCUGUACUUCUUUCUCGCUCUUCUUCUCCUUCUUUCUCUCCGGAUUCUGCGCCUUCCUUUUCGGAGUCACUUUCUUCUUUCGUUCGCGAGGCGGCGAGAGUAACAGGCGCGGGAGCGAGACGCGUCGCGCGCGUCAUCUUCGAUUUUCUCUUUUUCGCUCUCGUGACAAUCGGCGCAGUCGCCGCCGCCGCAUGGCUUGUCUGCGCCUUGGCUCCGAAAGCCGCAGGCUCGGGAAUUGCUGAAGUCAAGGUGCUCUUGAACGGCUUCCGUUCUCUCCCCCAUGUGUUGUCCGCGACUGUGUUGAUUGUGAAGAUUUUCGGCCUCUCUCUGGCAGUUGGCAGCGGCCUCGUGCUUGGAAAAGAAGGCCCAAUGGUUCACGUCGCUUGUUGCUGGGCGCAUCUGCUCCUGCGGCUCUGCUCCCCGUCGCCCGGCGCUCCUCGAAGAAAGAAACGCUUUCCCCAGUGUCUGCCUCCGUCGUCUCCCCACAGAGAGAACCGUGAGGACGCCUGCGACCAUGCAUCUCUCCUGCCUUCGUCCGUCUCUGCCCCCGUGUCUCCCUCCCGCCCUCCUCGCCUCCCCGCCUCGUCUUCUUCUUCUUUUGCUCCCUCGCCGUCCUCUCCGCGUCCUGCGUCUGCACCGUGGGAAGGCAAGACGCGGUGCUUGCGCGGGCGCUUUUUGCGCAGUCGGGAGGAGAGUGUGCAGAAGCCUCUGCUGGCGGCCGCGAGCGCGGCGGGGAUGAGCUGCGCCUUUGGGAGUCCAAUCGCAGGCGUCUUGUUUGCUUUCGAGGAGAUGGGCGCUUCAGAUCUCCCAGGGUCCGCGCUCUGGCUGUGCUGCUGCGCGUGCGUCUCUGCGUCGACUGUGCUGGAAAUCCUGAACUCGCAGGCGACGCCGAAGGACUCGAAAACCGGCUUCUUCUCACCCUUCUCCCGCGGGGGGCCUUCCCGCUGGCUGCGCGACUCGGCAGACUUCUUCCAUACGUUCGAAGUCGUCGAACUUCUGCCCUUCGCUCUGCUGGGGCUCCUCGGCGGCGUCCUCGGCCCUGUGUUCAUCUGGUUAGCGCUCCGCGCCGCGCAACUCCGGCGAGCGCAUCGGCCAGCGCCUCGCGCAGCAGAGGACAGCACAGACUGCCGCCGAAACUCCAGGCGAACGGCGACGGAGCCGCGAACUCACGCACAGGCCCAACGCAGCGGAACGGGAGAAGAAGGCGGAGAAGAAGAGGGAGAGGUGAAGAGGGAGGAGAGACGAGGAGGUCGGGAGACGGAAGAAGCAGGGAGAGGGGAGGAAGAUGCGAGAGGGGAGAAAUCGUUUCUCAGAAAGACGUUGGAGAAAAUUCAAAGUCAGGGACCCAUUGCCGACUGCGUCUGCGUCGCUGCAUGCACUGCCCUUGUCAACUUCGUGUUCCCGAUGGUCGGCGCCUCCUCAGGAGACCUUCUCGUGAAUCUUUUCUCGAGAUGUUCGUCGACAGCGGGGCACCCCGUGGAUCGCUUUGGGAUGUGCGCUCCUGCACCUGCCUCCUUUCCACCGUCCGUUCCGAUUUCUUCGUUUUCUGAGUCGCUGCAUGCGCCUGCUCUCUUCGUCUCUCCUUUGGGCGUCGAGACAGCCGGAGAGGCCUCGACACCUCCAGGGCUCCCAGGCUCGGCGUAUCGCCUCGACGCCGCCGUGCUCGGCGAACUGUUUCUUCUCCUCCUCCUCAAAUUUUCGCUCGCUGUCGCCACGUUCGGCCUCGCGCUGCCUGCAGGCAUCUUCGUUCCAGCCUUGAUUAUCGGCUCUGCGUACGGGCGCCUGGUCGGUCUGUUGGUGUUGAAACUGAACAUGGCGUACCCUUUCAUGACGGUGAAUCCUUCUCCGAGCAGCUACGCUCUCGUGGGCGCCGUCUCCUUUCUCUGCGGCAUCACACGAAUGAAUUUGUCGCUGGUGCUCCUCAUGAUGGAAAUCUCUUCUCAAGCGCAAGGCUCGCCCAAUUCCUCGGCCUUCGGACUCCCCUUCCUCCUCGCUCUCGGCGUCGCAAAAGGAGUCAGCGGUGCCCUCUGCGGCUACUCCCUCUACGACGGCCUCCUCGUCUGCAAGCGCUAUCCCUUCAUGUUCCAUACGCAGGAAGUCUCCUUCGCGAAUCUGCGAGCUGCAGACGUCAUGGAAAGAAACGUGGUUUUUCUUGCCGUCAACGAGAGGCGAACGCUCGGCGAUCUUCUGCACCUUGUCUCCAAACAUCCGUUUGAAGGCUUUCCAGUCGUCCUGGACUCGGAGUCGCGCGUGGUGCUGGGCUACCUCUGCUCGCACCGCUUGCGAGACGUUUUGGAGGAGCUGCUGCGCUCUCAACACCCGUUCAUCCACGCCCACACUUUCGUCUCGUUCUCCAGUUCUUCGUUCGCCGCGUCAGCGCGGUGGAGACGCGGCGCGGUCUCUCUGCUGUACGUACACCGGAGCGGGCGCCGGCGCGUGCAGCCGCUGCUGCUCUGCUCUGAGACAGGACACGAAGCCGACAGCCGGGAAGAAGGACCUGGAGAGGAGACGGAGCAGUUGAGGGGGAAGAAGGACAUGGAGGCACGAGAUCUCUCUGCCUUUCUCCUCGAUUCACGAGAGAGUGCAGACGCUCGCGACGUUGAACGGGGACACCCAAUCGCUUGGCUUCCGACCUUCUCAGGGUCUGAAGAAAACGUGGAACUCCUCUCGCUGUCGACUUCUCCAUCUCCAAGUUGGGAUACUCCAACACAGCACCUUUCUUCCUCCUCCUCUUCCUCCUCUUCUUCCUCUUCCGCUUCUUCUUCGUCUUCGUUGUGUUUGCGAGAAGGCGAGUUGCGUGCGUCGUUGGAGACGAGAGAGGCGAGCGAGAGAGAAGCGGCGCAUGAAUUCGAGAAGGGAAGCGUCUCCGCCACGCGCGAGCAGGGGCGACGGGGAGGAGCUGAGAGAGACAGGAAAAGUCACUUGUUUUGCCGGAUGCCCUCAGCCGGCUACCUCGAGCAGCCGAGCGCGCGCGAAGGCGGAAAGCCUUCGCACGCAGACGCGCAUGCAGACAUGGAAAUUGAAGACGUCCGCCUCGACAUGUCCAGCCUUGUUGACGAAACACAGCCGCUUCAGUUGCCUCCAGAAACGCCUCUCAUCGAUGUCUAUGGCACCUUCAAACAACUCAAAUGCUCGAUGUGCUUGCUGUCUCGUCACGGGCGUCUUCACGGCAUGAUCACGAAGGGAACGUUCAUGCCUUACAUGAAAUUCAAGCACUUUCAAGCGGAUUAA